This is a messenger RNA of Pseudomyrmex gracilis, 937 nucleotides long. RefSeq names its product ras-like protein 2 (gene Ras64B). Gene Ontology annotation, biological process: signal transduction. Gene Ontology annotation, molecular function: GTPase activity; GDP binding; GTP binding. The transcript is spliced from 4 exons. The coding region runs from base 240 to 839 and encodes 199 amino acids. The record is from RefSeq and is a predicted model, not a curated record. NCBI's taxonomy places the organism in Eukaryota, Metazoa, Arthropoda, Insecta, Hymenoptera, Formicidae. Gene Ontology annotation, cellular component: plasma membrane.
CGAGUCUCGGCUCGCCUCAGCGUCGGCAACUUCGGGCGAGGAAGAAACGUCCGUGAGGGCCUACACGGCGCGCAUACGUAAUACGAGUGACGACGACGAGAGCGGCGGGUUUCUCCCGUUUUUGUUAUCAGUUUGCCGUCAGUCCCGCGCGUUCCCACACACGGACAGAGAGAAAGAGAGAGAUGAGUCUUUGAUCGCGCACGCAGAGACCGAAAAAAAACAAAAAAAAAAAAAAAAAGAUGUCGAAAGCCACUGACAGACAGAGCUACGCGCAAACUUACAAGCUCGUCGUCGUGGGUGGGGGCGGUGUCGGAAAAUCGGCGAUCACGAUACAAUUCAUUCAGAGUUACUUCGUGACCGAUUAUGAUCCAACGAUCGAAGACUCGUACACGAAGCAGUGUGUCAUCGACGAUGUUCCGGCUAAGCUCGAUAUACUGGACACGGCUGGACAGGAAGAAUUUAGUGCAAUGCGCGAACAGUACAUGAGAAGCGGCGAAGGAUUUCUGUUAGUAUUUUCCGUCACUGAUCACAUGUCCUUCGACGAAAUUACGAAGUUUCACAAGCAGAUACUUCGGGUGAAGGAUCGAGACGAGUUUCCUAUGCUGAUGGUCGGGAACAAAGCGGAUUUGGAUCAGCAAAGACUCGUCACGGUGGAUGAAGCGCAAAACAUGGCACGUCAGUUAAAGAUUCCGUACAUCGAGUGCAGCGCUAAACACCGGAUGAACGUCGAUCAGGCUUUUCACGAAUUGGUGCGAAUUGUCAGAAAGUUCCAGUUGUCGGAACGGCCGCCGCUGAAACCAAAUUACAAGAAGGAUAAAAAGAAAUGUUGCAUGCUAUAACAACGAAACUUGUUUAUUCUGCAGAUCGCGUCGUGUUAAUCGGCUUGUAACUUUGAUGGUGAGUUUUAAUUGCAAUUAAAACAGAGUAAGUUCGAAAU